AUGAUACUUCUCAAGCCGUACAAAGAACUGUCGGUGAUCGGGGUGGUUCCAAAAACUGAGGACGUUAGUGAAGAGUACGUGUGUUCCUCCAGUUGCGUUGACAUGGAGGACGAAGAAGCUCCAUUGGAUCUCAGGGUGAACUGUACCGGAAGGGUCAGUCCGGCUAGAGAUUCCGGAACCGAAAGUGAUGACACUGAGGAGAAGCUGAUGCUGCAGGAAUGUGGAGAUAUUAAGCCAUUCAAGAAAAGCCUCAUCAAGAGAUGUAAGUGA
Messenger RNA from Acanthoscelides obtectus, 270 nucleotides. The record is from the annotation of a GenBank genome assembly. Lineage: Eukaryota; Metazoa; Arthropoda; Insecta; Coleoptera; Chrysomelidae.